This is a messenger RNA of Zophobas morio, 1655 nucleotides long. Its product is annotated as facilitated trehalose transporter Tret1-2 homolog. Gene Ontology annotation, molecular function: sugar transmembrane transporter activity. Gene Ontology annotation, biological process: transmembrane transport; carbohydrate transport. The transcript is spliced from 2 exons. Lineage: Eukaryota; Metazoa; Arthropoda; Insecta; Coleoptera; Tenebrionidae. The record is from RefSeq and is a predicted model, not a curated record. Bases 236 to 1621 code for a protein of 461 amino acids. Gene Ontology annotation, cellular component: membrane.
GAUAUUUUUAGCAAAAAAAUGGUAGGGCAAAUCGAAUUAACUAAAAACAACAUUCACGUUUCCAAUUUAGGACUUUUCCUAUAUUUAAUAUUUUAUUGUCAUAAUGACCUUCAAGUAUCAUUUACUUUUAACGUUAAACGUUUUAUCAAAAUCUCUUUGUCCGGUUGUCAAGUAGAAGAUAAUUAAUUAUUUCGCACAACGGUACCUAGUCAUUCUAUUUCAAAUUUCGUUCCAAAUGAACGGCAAGAUAAAUUGGUCACUUUACGGAGCCGCAAUCUCCGUGAACAUUGUGUCCCUAAUUUCUGGAUGUGGUUAUGGAUGGACUUCACCUGUGCUACCAAAGUUGAAAAAUGAAAACGAUCUUAGUGAUAACCCGUUUGGAAAACCGAUAACUUCAUUUGAAGAGUCAUGGAUCACAUCAAUUAUCAGUAUUGGGGCCGCUGUUGGACCUUUCUUUGGAGCCAUCAUCGUGGAUAGAAUCGGAAGAAAAAAAACUCUGCUGUUGUUGGUUCUGCCUAUAAUUCUAGCCAAUCUAGUCCUUGCUUUUGCCACCGACAUUAUUCUGUACUACGUUAGCAGGUUUUUACUUGGUCUUACUUUUGGUUGUGUAUACUCGAUAGUUCCCAUAUAUGUUGGUGAAAUUGCUGAGGAUUCUAACCGAGGUAACGUAGGAUGCUUUUUGUCUAUGAUGUGUACAAUUGGAACAUUACUAUGCUUCAUAAUUGGCCCCUACGUAAGCAUCAAAAUUUUCUGCUUGAUUUUGAUUAUUCCAGUUGUAGUGUUUUUAAUUUCAUUCGGGCUUUUUAGUCCCGAAAGUCCAUAUUAUCUACUUAUGAUGAACAGAGAUGAUGAAGCGAGAGCCGCCCUGAAGAAACUCAGAAGAAACUACGUUGAGAAAGAAUUAGAAGAAAUGAAAAAAAAUGUAGAAAUUUCUUCGUCAACUAGUACUAAUUUAAAAGAUUCCCUGAAAUCCCCAGCAAUUAUCAGAGGGCUUUACAUAGGUUGUGGUUUAAUGUUCUUUCAACAAUUUUCAGGCAUCACCGUCAUCAUUUCCUACAUGCAACCAAUUUUUGAUGCUUCUGGCAGUACUAUUCCGCCUGAAAUUUCCACAAUAAUUGUUGGGUCGAUACAGUUGAUGGCAAACUUGACGACAUCUCAGCUAGUCGAUAGAUUAGGUCGCAAAAUACUUUUAUUGGGCUCCUUAGUUGGUGGGUGUGUUGCUCAUACAAUUUUGGGUGUCUAUUUUUAUCUGCAAACCCACAACUACGAUGACGUGGUUUCUUAUCUCUUUUGGUUACCUGUUUGUUGCUUAAUCCUCUACAUUGUGUUGUUCAUGUUUGGUUUAGGACCAGUAACGUGGGCUAUGAUCGGCGAACUUUUCCCAACACAUUUCAGAUCGUUCGCUUCGACUUUAACUUGUUUCGUCUGUUUGUUCUUGGCUUUCAUUUUAACCUUUUUUUUCCCCAACUUUUCCGAAAUGCUUGGAAUGGCGGCUUCUUUUUGGCUCUUUGGUACGUCUUGUGCGUUCGGGGUAAUCUUUGUUUGGAGAGUAGUACCCGAAACCAAGGGAAAAAGCUUACAUGAUAUCCAAAUGAUACUGGAAAACAGAGGCAAAUGUUGAGCUUGUUUGUAAUAAAAAAAUUUUAUAAACCUUA